This is a messenger RNA of Medicago truncatula (barrel medic), 1598 nucleotides long. Its product is annotated as probable protein phosphatase 2C 10. The coding region runs from base 469 to 1314 and encodes 281 amino acids. The transcript is spliced from 5 exons. The record is from RefSeq and is a predicted model, not a curated record. NCBI's taxonomy places the organism in Eukaryota, Viridiplantae, Streptophyta, Magnoliopsida, Fabales, Fabaceae. Gene Ontology annotation, biological process: protein dephosphorylation. Gene Ontology annotation, molecular function: protein serine/threonine phosphatase activity.
CCUUAUUUGUGUUUUGCAGCCAUUGAAAAAACAAGACUUUCUCAAUUCUCAACAAUAAUUUUUUUCAUGGUUUCUUAAUUCUCAAUAAUAAACAAAACCAGAUGCUUACAAAUUCUUUCCUAUUAAUAACCUCUUUUGUAGUUUCUAUCAGAAAUUCAGAAUAAGCUUUUCUCUUCUGUUCUCAGUGAUUGUUUUGUCUUUUUCUCUUCAUUUCCGCAAGAGAACGGCAAAGUCCGUGACCACCCACUUCCUAUAAAGAUCUUACCUCUCAUUUUUCAGGAAAAAGUUUAAAUUUUUUGAUUGGUUAGUGAGUUUUUCACUGAAUUGAUCAUCUGGGUCUUGAAAAUUAUCAUCUGAGUGAAAAAAAUUCAGAGGUGUUUGAGAGUUGUGGAUUUUUUGUUUUUGUUUUGAAAAUUUUGGUUUUGAAGAUUAGCUGAAGAAGUAGAUGUUGAGACAGAGUUGAAUUAAAUGGAUAGUCUCUGUUGCUUCAACUCUUCCCGAAAGGGAGUUGGAGGACGUUCUUUAUGCGGCUCUGGCAAAGGAAAGAGCCUUCAAUGCCCUCUUAAGUAUGGCUUUUGCUUAGUUGAAGGGACACAAGACCACACAAUGGAGGACUUUCACGUUGCGAAAAUCGUCCAGUUCAACGGGCGAGAGUUGGGACUUUUUGCUAUAUUUGAUGGACACUCGGGUGACACUGUGCCUGCCUAUUUACAAAAACAUCUCUUUUCUAAUAUCUUGAAGGAAGAGGAUUUCUGGACUGAUCCAAACAGUUCGAUCAUCGAAGCUUAUGAGGCAACUGAUCAGGCUAUUCUUUCUCACAGUCCUGAUUUGGGGCGAGGAGGAUCAACUGCAGUGACUGCCAUUCUAGUAAAUAAUCAGAAAUUAUGGAUUGCAAACGUUGGAGAUUCACGGGCAGUUCUGUCGAGGAAAGGCGUGGCUAUACAGAUGAGUAUUGAUCAUGAGCCCAAUACUGAAAGACGCAUCAUCGAGAAUAAAGGCGGUUUUGUCUCAAACCUUCCAGGAGAUGUUGCAAGAGUGAAUGGACAGCUUGCAGUUGCUCGGGCAUUCGGAGACAGAAACCUGAAGUCACACUUGCGAUCUGAUCCAGACGUAAAACCCGACGAUAUCGACCAAGAUACCGAGCUCUUGAUACUUGCUAGUGAUGGUCUAUGGAAGGUAAUGGCAAACCAAGAGGCAGUUGAUAUUGCAUUGAAGAUAAAAGAUCCACAAAAGGCAGCUAAACAACUAAUUGCAGAGGCAUUGAAAAGAGAGAGCAGGGAUGACAUUUCCUGCAUUGUAGUUCGUUUCAAGUGAUUAUACAAGUCCUUGCAUUUGUUUGAAAAUCUCAUGAAAUCAAUUUAUCAGUUUGGAAUUUUAUGCAACAUAUGUUUGCCCUUUUUUCCUAUUUAAAAUUCAAUUUGAAGCUCUUCAAUCCCAUUAGGUGGUACCAUUCAGUAUUUCUUGAUUUCUUAUGUGUAGAUUGACACAGUCAUUUUUCUUUGUAAUUUGCAUUAUAACAUGAAGCAGUGUGAAGAUGAACAUUGGUUUUUAUAUUGACAAUGGGAAUUGGAAUACAUGAGUGGCUUUAGCUUGAGUAA